UUAGAACGUCACAAAUCACGUGGUAUUGUCAUCUGUUCGAUACAAGCAUCGGCACUUUGUGUGAUACAAUAGUGCUUUGAAAACUGCGUCGGAGCCUCGAUAUCAAUAGUCCCAUCACUAUCUACAGUCACUACAAUUCCCAAAAUGUUUGCUGUCAGAAGAGCAUUGCGUCUGUGUCAAAGAGUGGCAAAUGUCAGUGUUUCGCGUCGUGGAUGUGCUGGAGCUGUUACAGUGGACGACAUCGUGAACGGUCUGACCGAGGAGCAGAUCCAGCUCAGACAGACAAUCCAGAGAUUCUGUCAGGAGAAACUCGCUCCUUACACUGAUGAGAUUGAUAAGAAAAACGAGUUUCCCUGCAUGAGGGAGUUUUGGAAGGAGAUGGGUGAGCUUGGACUGCUUGGAGUUACUGCUCCAGUGGAGUACGGUGGAACAGGAUUGGGCUAUCUUGAUCAUGUGAUUGUUAUGGAGGAGAUCUCCCGUGUGUCAGCAGCUAUUGCUCUCAGCUAUGGCGCGCACUCCAACUUGUGUGUAAAUCAGAUGGUUCGACAUGCUAAUCAGAAACAGAAAGAGAAGUACAUGCCGAAGUUAAUGACAGGGGAGCAUGUGGGUGCCUUGGCCAUGAGUGAGCCCAACGCUGGCUCGGAUGUGGUUUCCAUGAAACUGACAGCAAAAAAACAAGGGGAUCAUUACGUGUUGAACGGUAAUAAGUUCUGGAUUACGAACGGACCAGACGCAGAUGUUCUGAUUGUGUAUGCUAAAACAGACCCAGAGGCAGCAGCCCGUGGCAUCACUGCUUUUAUCGUAGAGAAGGGCAUGCCAGGAUUUAGCACGGCGCAGAAGCUGGAUAAACUGGGAAUGAGAGGAUCUAACACCUGUGAACUCAUCUUUGAAGACUGCAAAAUCCCUGAGGAAAACAUAUUGGGCCCGUUAAAUAAAGGAGUAUAUGUUAUGAUGAGUGGGCUGGACCUAGAGAGACUCGUCCUGGCUUCUGGACCUGUUGGCAUCAUGCAAGCUGUGCUUGACCAUGCAAUUCCUUACCUACAUGUUCGUGAAGCCUUUGGACAGAAAAUCGGACACUUCCAGGACUGUGCUGGGGUAAUCCUUUAUUGUGCUGAGAACGCGACUCAAGUUGCCUUGGAUGGAAUUCAAUGCCUGGGUGGAAACGGUUACAUUAAUGACUACCCAAUGGGCCGCUUCUUAAGAGAUGCUAAACUUUAUGAGAUAGGAGCUGGAACCAGUGAGGUCAGAAGGAUGAUCAUUGGCAGAGCCUUCAAUGACAUGUUCAAAUAAGAACAGCACUUAUCGAACGAGAAUACGACUGUGUCGCUGUGGCCAGAUAUUUCAUUUCACCUGGCAUCCUAAUUUUAACAGCUUUAUUAAUGUGAAGUGUUAUUGCUAAUCAGUUUCAAGAACAAAACUAUAUGUCAUGGUGUUUUCUUUGGAUGUCAAAAGCUGUUUAAAUGAUGUUCUGUAAUAAUACAUACAUGGUGAAGUGGUCUCGCAUACAAGAAUUAAUGCAAUAGUAAUAGAUGCACAAACCUUAAGUCAUUUUAAAAGGACAGAUUAUGAAUUUUUCUUAUGUAGUUGAACAGUUAAGUUCAAAUUUGCUGAAGAAAAAAUGCUUAUGAUGAUGGAAACAGCCAGAACAAUUAAUUUGUCCCAGCCAGGUGCCUUUGUCAUGUGACAUGGGUGUUUCUGUAGCAUACUUGUACAGCACUUGCAGUUGUCUUGUCGUUGUUUUUUUUCUCAGAAAAUGGUCACUCCGUGUAAGCUAUUCUGCAUAUCACCUCUGCCUCCCUAACAUCAUUAUUUGGGGCUCUUUUUCAAGGGUUUCUUUAUAGAGGAUAUUUAUUGAAUUGUGUGUAAUUCAGACAUUCUUUUCCUCUUUCAUUUCUUUGUAUUUUAAGAUUGUGUAAUCUUAAGAUUAAAAAUAAAGUAGCAGUUUUUUGAAGUAAGCUGUUGUAUUGACCCAUCAUACCUUUUGUAUUUUUUUUUUAGAAACCUGCCUUACUGAAUGAUCACUUCAUUGAAGAAAAUGAUUGUUUAGAAUAUAUAGUUCAGUCAUGAAACUCUAGAUGGCGCAUUCUGAUGGGGUGUUAACGUAACUGA
Molecule: messenger RNA, 2109 nt
Organism: Sinocyclocheilus anshuiensis
Lineage: Eukaryota; Metazoa; Chordata; Actinopteri; Cypriniformes; Cyprinidae
Product: isovaleryl-CoA dehydrogenase, mitochondrial-like
Exons: 11
Coding region: 145-1290 (381 amino acids)
Biological process (GO): L-leucine catabolic process
Cellular component (GO): mitochondrion
Molecular function (GO): flavin adenine dinucleotide binding; 3-methylbutanoyl-CoA dehydrogenase activity
Source: RefSeq, a predicted model, not a curated record